Molecule: messenger RNA, 1161 nt
Organism: Fulmarus glacialis (Northern fulmar)
Lineage: Eukaryota; Metazoa; Chordata; Aves; Procellariiformes; Procellariidae
Product: DDB1- and CUL4-associated factor 5-like
Exons: 9
Biological process (GO): negative regulation of fatty acid biosynthetic process
Cellular component (GO): Cul4-RING E3 ubiquitin ligase complex; cytoplasm
Molecular function (GO): protein binding
Source: RefSeq, a predicted model, not a curated record
AUGGUCGACUCUACAAAUACACUAUGGAGACUAGACCAUAGUCAUGUAGAAGAGGAUCCAAAUGUGAUAGUAGAUCACAAUGUAAAUAUCAUCAGACAUGAUAAAGCAUGUAAAGUAAUCCUGCUUUAUUUGGCGCUGUUGGGGCCUCAAAUGGAGCGCUGUGCUCAAUUUUGGGCACUGUACUUUGAGAAGGAUGCGGCUGGACUAGAGAAAGUUCAGAAGAGGGAACUAGAAGAUUCCAAGGGUGAACACAAAGUGUUUGUCUACUUACGAAUCUACUUCAGGAUAACUAUCCCAAGAUUUGAAAUGCAAGCUUUCUUUUUUAGAAAAUCCAGGUUUGGAGCCCUGGUGGCUAAGAGUCAGGUUUUGAUAGUGGAGAUUGCAUUUGCUGGUUUGCACCUCUUCUGGUUUCAGUCACAUAAGACUUGCCUUUUCUUGGGUAUAUUUGCCUGUGACUUAACACUUCUUGUUCUGUUGUAUGAGGAUGUGGAGACUGGAGGGGAUGACCGCCGGGUCUUACUUUGGCAUAUGGAAGAAGCCAUCCACUCAAGAGUCAAACCAGUUCAGCUGAAAGGGGAGCAUCACUCUAAUAUCUUCUGCCUAGCUUUCAACAGCGGCAAUACGAAAGUGUUCUCUGGAGGCAAUGAUGAGCAAGUUAUACUCCAUGAUGUUGAAAGCACUGAGACCUUGGAUGUGUUCGCCCAUGAAGAUGCAGUGUAUGGCCUUUCAGUGAGCCCAGUAAAUGACAACAUCUUUGCCAGUUCAUCAGAUGAUGGCCGGGUUCUUAUUUGGGACAUCCGAGAGUCUUCCCAUGGAGAGCCCUUCUGCUUGGCACACUACCCAUCAGCCUUUCACAGUGUGAUGUUUAAUCCAGUAGAACCCAGAUUACUGGCUACUGCCAACUCUAAAGAAGGUGUGGGACUCUGGGAUAUUCGUAAACCUCAGAGUUCGCUGCUCCGCUACGGUGGAAACCUCUCCCUUCAGAGUGCCAUGAGUGUCCGGUUCAACAGCAAUGGAACCCAGCUGCUGGCACUGCGUCGGCGCCUUCCCCCGGUCCUCUAUGACAUCCACUGCCGGCUGCCUGUCUUCCAGUUUGACAACCAAGGGUACUUCAACUCGUGUACUAUGAAGAGCUGCUGUUUUGCAGGUGAUCGUGAUCAG